Molecule: messenger RNA, 1753 nt
Organism: Pelagomonas calceolata
Lineage: Eukaryota; Pelagophyceae; Pelagomonadales; Pelagomonadaceae
Source: the annotation of a GenBank genome assembly
GCUAGGUUUAGCUGCUUUGCCGCUUGCCAACUCGCUCCAUUUGCGUUGCAGUGCAUCACACGCGCGGCCGAGUUCGCAGAAUUCGUGCACCGCGAGCUGUUCUUGAAGCGCUGCGGUACGCCUAGCAGGCUGAUAAUACGCAGCUCAGGAGAACAUAUUGCAGCGACCUGUAAAUGCGACGCGACGCAACAACCAUGCGCAAAGUCCUCACUUUAGUACUCGUCGCAACAGCAACGACCGCUGACGAAACAAUCCCAGGCGUCCGCCUCACGCGCGACGACACCGACACAACACAUACCUUCGCGGACCUCUGGCACGACGCCGGCGAGCAGCAGGACUGGGUCGUGGAAACGAGGCGCGAACUGCAUAGGACGCCCGAGCUCUUGUUUGAUGAAAAACAAACCGCAGCCAAGAUCGCGCAAGUGCUGACGGCUUUACAAGUCAACUUCACCACGGGCUGGGCAAAAAAUACAAAACGAGCGGAGUUGGCGGCGAAGGGCUUCGUGAGCGGCGAAGGUGGGACGGGCAUCGUAGCACAGAUAGGUUCGGGGAAGGAGCCUUGUGUUUUACUAAGGGCCGACAUCGACGGCCUGCCCAUCCACGAAAACGUGGACUCCCCCUGGAAGUCGACGGAGGACGGCAGGAUGCACGCCUGCGGGCAUGAUGGUCAUACUGCUAUGCUGUUGGGGGCCGCGGCCGUGCUUAAACGGCGUGAGGCGGAGAUCAAAGGGACCAUACGUUUAAUCUGGCAGCCGGCCGAGGAAGGCGGCGCCGGCGGGAAAAGGAUGGUCGAAGAGGGCGUUUUGAGUAUGGAACCGAAGCCGCAAGCCGCGUUCGGGUUCCACCAGUGGCCGUUCCUACCGCUCGGGUCGAUCGGGGGCCGGCCCGGUCCGAUGCUGGCAGCUACCGAACUGUUUGAUAUUGUCGUGAGCGGCGUCGGCGGCCACGCGGCCAUGUGCGCGACCAGCGUCACUUGAGGGGCCUUUUUUCCGCACUUGAGAUACAUGAGAGACGCGGCUGCAACGGCCCCCAGAUCAAAUAGGGAGACAAUUAGCGCUCGCACGCCAUCGUCGUACGUAGCGUCAGUGGUCUUUCAACAUAGGCCGCACCACGUCAAGGAUCCUAUUGUGGCGGCCGCGCACGUCGUCACGGCACUGCAGGCCAUCGCCGCGCGGGAGACGGACCCGUUAUCUUCGGCGGUGGUUUCCGUGACGAUGUUCCACGCGGGCGACGCCUACAACGUCAUCCCCCAGGGCGCGCGCAUUGGGGGGACACUACGAAGUUUGUCGACCGAAGGUCUGCAGUCGCUCCGGGACCGCGUCGACGCGGUGGUGCACGCCACGGCCCUGGCUCAUAGGUGCAACGCUUCUAUUGCGUGGAGUGCCGACGCCUACCCGCCGACGAUGAACGACCCGGAGCUGUGGAAGUGGGCGACAGAAAUAGCGGCGCCGGCCUCCACCGAGAACGAAGUGAGAGUGAUCGACCCGACCAUGGGCGGCGAGGACUUCGCCUUUUAUGCGCAGGAGAUCCCGUCGGUCUUUCUUGCUUUAGGACAGGGGGCCAAGUCCUUCGCUCCGGAGCCCGGUUUGGAAUUCGACACGACAGUAACAGUGCACAACGGGCGCUUCGUGCUCCACGAGGACUUGUUACGGCGCGGCGUCGCGCUGCACGCGCAUCUGGCGCUGUCCUAUUUGGAUCGGGCCGCCUCGCCGUAAGGCUUAGUUGUUAUCAGAUACGCCUCUUAGGCCGGCGA